AGCUCGUGCGGGCGACCUUGGUCGGAGAACCCGCGGGUCGGCGUGGGGUGGUGAGGAGCCCACUGGGGCGGGCGAAGUUAGUGACUAACAGGCAGCCGGAUUUCCUGACAGCCUCGGAGAGUUUCACAAAAAUGAAAAGCUUUUGGUGAGGGUUUUGGCCUUAUCUGGCGAAGAAUUGGUGCGUCCGACCUUUUUGUUCCUUGUGUGAACCUUCCUGGCCGCGACGAGGCCUUCUCCUCCUCGCGCCCUUGGCCAGCUCUCCUCUGCAGUGGCGAGAAAGAAACAUUUCCGAGCCUGCCGCGUCUCUUGCCUCGGUGGGUCGUACUCUCUCUCCCUGGGCGUGUGCAGAACAAAACUGGAACAAAGCUUGACUGGUUAGAGUUGGAGACCAGAAAACCAGAUCCCUCUAGUGUUUAAAUUUUCCGCACACGGAGAAGAUACUGCCUCCCACCAAAACACCUGGGUCUCCUGUGAACCCUUUUGUAUUUUCCAUUCCCACUUUUGGGGGAAGGGACAGAAUAGUUCAUAACAUAAGGCAUUUUUUUCCCUUCUCUUUUCCCCACAGAAUUAGGAAUUAAGAAAACCUAAAUAGUGUUUUGGUCCUCUAUCUAUGGAAAAUUCAAACUGCCACUUUUUUCUUUCUCUAGUUUGGCAUUCUGGUUGUCAGAUGUUGGAAGGCAAUAGGAAAAAACAUAUCCCUGUGGUUUUACAUCCUUUCUGGGGUUCAGUGACUUGCCUGCGUCGAUAGAGUUAAGCUGGAGCUUUGCUUUGAAGGAUAAAUAAAGCACAGCCUCUCAACUGGACAUAAAUGGAUCUAAAGACAGCAGUGUUUAACGCAGCGCGGGAUGGCAAACUCCGGCUUCUUAGCAAGUUGUUGGCAAGCAAAUCCAAAGAGGAAGUUUCCUCCUUGAUCUCUGAAAAAACAAACGGGGCCACGCCACUCUUGAUGGCUGCCAGGUAUGGACACCUCGACAUGGUGGAAUUCCUCCUUGAGCAGUGCAGUGCUUCCAUAGAAGUUGGGGGCUCAGUCAAUUUUGAUGGUGAAACCAUUGAGGGGGCUCCCCCUUUAUGGGCUGCUUCUGCAGCGGGACAUCUGAAUGUGGUCCAGUCUUUGUUAAAUCAUGGAGCAUCUGUCAACAACACCACUUUGACCAAUUCAACUCCUCUUCGAGCAGCAUGUUUCGAUGGCCAUUUGGAAAUUGUGAAGUACCUUGUAGAACACAAAGCUGAUUUGGAAGUGUCAAAUCGGCACGGACACACGUGUUUGAUGAUUUCGUGUUACAAAGGACAUAAAGAGAUUGCUCAGUAUUUACUUGAAAAGGGGGCAGAUGUUAACAGAAAGAGUGUUAAAGGUAAUACAGCAUUGCAUGAUUGUGCAGAAUCUGGCAGUUUGGACAUCAUGAAGAUGCUUCUUAUGUAUUGUGCCAAGAUGGAAAAGGAUGGUUAUGGCAUGACUCCCCUUCUCUCAGCAAGUGUGACUGGUCACACAAACAUUGUGGAUUUUUUGACACACCAUGCACAGACCAGCAAGACAGAACGUAUCAAUGCUCUGGAGCUUCUAGGAGCCACAUUUGUAGACAAAAAAAGAGAUCUACUUGGGGCCUUGAAAUACUGGAAAAAGGCAAUGAACAUGAGGUACAGUGAUAGGACUAAUAUAAUAAGUAAACCAGUACCACAGACAUUAAUAAUGGCUUAUGAUUAUGCCAAGGAGGUAAAUAGUGCAGAAGAGCUAGAAGGUCUUAUUGCUGAUCCAGAUGAAAUGAGAAUGCAGGCACUAUUAAUUAGAGAACGUAUUCUUGGUCCUUCACAUCCUGAUACCUCUUACUAUAUUAGAUAUCGUGGAGCUGUCUAUGCAGACUCUGGAAAUUUCAAACGAUGCAUCAACCUAUGGAAGUAUGCUUUGGAUAUGCAGCAGAAUAAUUUGGACCCUUUAAGCCCAAUGACUGCAAGCAGCUUAUUAUCUUUUGCAGAACUGUUUUCCUUUAUGCUACAGGAUAGGGCCAAAGGCCUGCUGGGUACCACUGUUACAUUUGAUGAUCUUAUGGGUAUUCUGUGCAAAAGCGUGCUUGAAAUCGAGCGAGCUAUCAAACAGACUCAGUGUCCAGCUGACCCAUUACAGUUAAAUAAGGCUCUUUCCAUAAUUUUGCAUUUAAUCUGCUUGUUAGAAAAAGUUCCUUGUACUCUAGAACAGGACCAUUUCAAAAAGCAAACUAUCUACAGAUUUCUGAAGUUGCAUCCAAGAGGAAAGAAUAACUUCAGCCCACUUCAUCUCGCUGUGGACAAGAAUACUACAUGUGUAGGGCGGUACCCAGUUUGCAAAUUUCCAUCUCUGCAAGUUACUGCAAUAUUGAUAGAAUGUGGUGCUGAUGUGAAUGUCAGAGACUCUGAUGACAAUAGUCCCCUACAUAUUGCUGCUCUGAACAACCAUCCAGACAUCAUGAAUCUCCUUAUUAAAUCAGGUGCACAUUUUGAUGCCACAAACUUGCACAAACAAACUGCUAGUGACUUGCUGGAUGAGAAGGAAAUAGCUAAAAAUUUGAUUCAGCCCAUAAAUCAUACCACAUUGCAGUGUCUUGCUGCUCGUGUUAUUGUGAAUCAUAGAAUAUAUUAUAAAGGGCAUAUCCCAGAAAAGCUGGAGACCUUUGUUUCACUUCACAGAUGAUAAUAUGACUGUGUUUUAGCACUGUUAAGGCACGAAUUGGUAACAGUCGUUUCAUAAACGAGCACUGUUGUGAUAACACCAGCAUUCAUUUAGCUUGAUAUUGUUGUGCUGUCAUUGGCUAAUACAUUACAACCAUCAAACUUACAGGAUUGGUUUCCCAGUAUUUAAUAUAAAUAAAGCAUAUAAUAUAUUUGUGAAUUAUUAAGAACUGUAAUAUCAUAUCCAAAUUUCUAAAAUUGUCUGCCAAAGGCUUACGAUUCUGAUUAUGUUGCUGUUGGGUGUUUGGGACUGAGUUAAUUGUUUUUCAGUGGUAUCUUUAUACUUUACUGGCUUGUGAAUUUUAUAUAAUUGAAGAUCUUUUUUUUUCUUGCUUCUGCCUUCUCAAGCUUCUCUGAUUUCAUUCCUCCUCCCUAACCAUUUCUACUACAGUUUUUCCCCCCUUACAAACCCAUGCUAGGUCUUACAAACCUUUUGGACUUGUUAAUACCAUUUGCAGUUACCAUAAGUGCUUUAUCUUCUCUAUGCACACCGGCUUAAACUUGACUGUUGUAUGUUAGUAUAUUUUCUAUGCAGCAGUUGGUUAACUUCAAUUCAAAAUACUUUCUUAAGUUUGUUAAAGAAUUCAUUUUAUGCAAAUACUCUUGUAGCAUGACAAUUUUUAGAGCUGCAGGUUAGCUAUUUGAGCUGAAGCUUUUAUUUUUUAUUUUUUGUUUAUUUUUCCUUUACAUGUGAAGUUUCUUACUCUAAUCCACAGAAAUUUUUGUGUGCUAAAUUUGGGAAACAAAUCUAUUCUAACUCAUUAACCCAGUUGAAAUUUAGGUCUGCCAUCUUAAUAUAUCACACAGUAGAAGGAAGACUUUAAAGUGACCCACCUUUCAUACUGCUCCAGCAUUGUCCUGUUUGUGCUGAUAGUGUGACUAGGUGUAAAGAAUUUGCUUAAAUUUAACCUCACAGUUUAUCACACAGCUUAACAAAUCACACUGAAAUACUCAGUCACUGAACUGCAAAUCACUUUUAGUUACAAAAAGAGCUAAAGCAUGUCAGUGGCGUGAUGCUUGCCAAGCCAGAUCUAGGCAUCUAGGAUAAUUAAGGUAUUUUAGCAGCAGUUUACUGCCAUUGUAUCAAAGGUCAGUAACAGUGUUCUUUCUUUCUUCAAACUUAUGUAUACCUUAAAGAUAACCUGCAUGAAUUUCUUUGGUCUCAAUUAUUUGUCACCCUAGUUAAACACAAAAGGUUGCAGUACUUCCUGUUCCCUUCCUGUUCCCAUGCUGAAAGUUAGCUUUGCCUUCUUCUCUCUCUUCCUUCCUUCCUUUCUUUCUUUCUUUCUUUCUUUCUUUCUUUCUUUCUUUCUUUCUUUCUUUCUUUCUUUCUUUCUUUCUUUCUUUCUUUUUCGUUCUUUUCUUUCUCAGAUUUGCUAAUGCCACAGAAAGGGCUCUUUUAAGUGAAAAGUACUAAAAGGAUUCAGGUAAUUAUCAUUCAGCACUUUAUUGUUAUUCAGAAUAAAAUUUAUGAUGGCAUAUUUGCCCUGCAAAUGUCUUACUAAAAUUGUUCUGAAUAAAAAGUUCCUUAUUGAUUUGAGAAAAAUUCAUUUUACCUGUGAAUUUAAUCAGUUGGAUUACUUACUUGGAUUUUGGGGGUGACAUUUUAUUCUGAGGGUUGAUGUGAUGCUAUUUAGAGAGUCAUUUCAAACAGCCACAGUAGGUUUAUCUUCAUCUUUAUUCAGUAAAAACUUGUAAUGAUAAAAAGUAAAUAGUAAAGAACUUAGACUUUUUGGUUAAAUAAUUGAGGUUUAAUUUUUUAAAAACAUACCCUUAUUUUACUACUUUGUAAAUUAAUUUCACCAUUUAAAGAAAUGGAUUAAUAGGUACACACCAACUUUUUGAUGAAGAGAUUUUACUGUCCCUUAUUUACUAUGGGAAAAUUUGAUGAAAUAUUUGAACUGCUACAUAUAAAAAUAAUUUAUGAUUUAGUCACAUUCUAGAAAUAUCAAACAUUGAGUUCAUUUGCCUCUAACCUUGUGCUAUAAGAAUUAUGUUUACUUCAGCUACUUUUAAAAGAAAGAAUAACUUUCCCAGUAUAGUAAAUACACAUUAAUUGAACUCAGUUUUGGGGUGAAAAUGACAAUCAGAAUUUUGAGUAAUGUACUAUUUUCUCCUUUUGGGUGGUGAGGUGGGACUUACAUAUUCUGAGAGCAAGGCACAUCUAACACUGUUUACAGGGUACUGGAAUGUUGUGACUCCAGUGUAAAAUAAGGAUUUCUUUAAAUAGUGUUUUUCCACCAC
This is a messenger RNA of Fukomys damarensis (Damara mole-rat), 4944 nucleotides long. It is a transcript of the gene Fem1c, whose product is annotated as fem-1 homolog C. NCBI's taxonomy places the organism in Eukaryota, Metazoa, Chordata, Mammalia, Rodentia, Bathyergidae. Gene Ontology annotation, molecular function: protein binding. The record is from RefSeq and is a predicted model, not a curated record. The transcript has 2 exons. Bases 809 to 2662 code for a protein of 617 amino acids.